This is a messenger RNA of Odontomachus brunneus, 789 nucleotides long. Its product is annotated as juvenile hormone acid O-methyltransferase-like. The transcript is spliced from 5 exons. The coding region runs from base 1 to 777 and encodes 258 amino acids. The record is from RefSeq and is a predicted model, not a curated record. Lineage: Eukaryota; Metazoa; Arthropoda; Insecta; Hymenoptera; Formicidae.
AUGGACUUCCAUAAUAGGAACCAUGAUAUAGUAAACGCAUCUACCGAACAUGCUUCUGGGUCUCGAUGCCAUGAGCAAAACCUCUUAUCGGAGGACACGAUCAAAUAUGCCAAGGAAUUACAUGCUAAUGAAGAACGACUCGAAUUCGAAAUUCUCGAUAUUCAAACUAAACAUCUGCCUGAAAAACACAUUUCUGCAUAUGACCACGUAUUCACAUUUUACGUUUUGCAUUGGUGCGCUGAUAUGCGACAAGUAUUUGAAAAUAUCUAUCGCUUACUUCGACCUGGCGGAUCUGUGUUAAUAUUAACGGUACUAUCUCAUGACGUAUUUUUUAUUUUACUUGAAUUAAAGAAAGACAAUCGAUAUAUGUCGUACAUGAAGCAUGCGAAUAAUUUCAUUCCUCUAUUCCACGAUUCGGAGCAUCCACAUAAAGAUCUAAAAGCAUUACUCAGAAGUGUUGGAUUCAAUGUCCAUCAUUGCAGUCAUCGAGAGAGAACCUAUUCUGCUCAUGACGCACAGAAAAUACCAGAAAUGAUAUUGUCUUUUCUAACGCAAUUUUUGGAGAGCAUGCCUCAUGACCGAAUGGCAGAAUUAGAAGAUGAGUUUACACAGGAAUAUAUGAAAAGAAGAUUUUUCCAUAAGUGGAGGUCCAAUCGAAAUGAAAAAAUUGCAUCAGAUCUACACGAAAUAUUAAUAGUUUAUGCGCAAAAAGAUAAUAACGUUGAAAAUAUUCGUACAUUGAAACUAUAUCACGUCGUCGAUGAUUGCACGACAUAAUAAAGCACAUUG